This is a messenger RNA of Ictidomys tridecemlineatus (thirteen-lined ground squirrel), 866 nucleotides long. RefSeq names its product energy homeostasis associated (gene Enho). Gene Ontology annotation, cellular component: plasma membrane. The record is from RefSeq and is a predicted model, not a curated record. Gene Ontology annotation, biological process: positive regulation of Notch signaling pathway. Lineage: Eukaryota; Metazoa; Chordata; Mammalia; Rodentia; Sciuridae.
GCGCUGAGCAUCCCGCUGCCCCGGACUCUCCCGCGGGCGCGCACCGGGCUCAACUCAGGCUCAGGACUGCAGGUGGGCAUCUCCACUGCCCAGGAAACACUGAGUGAGCAGACAGGACAGCCUCCUUGGAAAGCGGCCGUAUUGGAGUUCCUCCUCGGCAUGGGCCUUGCCAUUGAGGCAGCUCCGCUGUCUGUACUGAUUUGAGGGUACUGCCCGUCAUGGGGGCAGCCAUCUCCCAGGGGGCCCUCAUCGCCAUCGUCUGCAACGGCCUCGUAGGCUUCUUGCUGCUGCUGCUUUGGGUCAUUCUCUGCUGGGCCUGCCACUCUCGUUCUGCCGACGUUGAUUCUCUUUCUGAAUCCAGUCCUAAUUCCAGCCCUGGCCCCUGUCCUGAGAAGGCACCACCACCCCAGAAGCCUAGCCAUGAAGGCAGCUACCUGCUGCAGCCCUGAAGGCCCUUGACCUACCCUGGAGCCUGGGACCUAAGUCUACCCCACUCAGAUCCUGGAAUCAGGAUUCCAGAGUUCAGCCAGCCUGGGGUCCAGAACUUGGAGUUCAGCUUGUUUACAGCUGGACCCAGAAGCCCAGAGUCUAGCCAGCCUGGCUCCAAGAGAGGCUCUGGUGGCCCUAGAGAGACAGGCCUGGGGUGGGGGUUCAGGAGUUGGUGCUAGGGCCAGGGCCAUCUGAACUCUGCUCCAUCCCAAGGGCCAAGGGCUGGAUUUACCCUUUCGCUAGGCUCAGCACCUUUGGGCCCUCUAGGUUGGGAAAGCAAAUUGGAACCCAUGGCAAUAAUGGGAGGGUGUCCAGGGUGGGCUCCUCCCCUGGUCCUCCCACUGUUUGCUGGAUAAUAAAUGGAACUAUGGCUCUAC